GACAGCCAGCGCCACGGUGGAAGACAACUCUAGUUGGUACUGGGACAAAAACAACCACCAUGCGAGCGCUCUUGUUUGUUUUGACGCUCGCAGGGUCUCUGGCGUCAGAUGCUCCGGUUCCCGUCCACCUGGGACCACCUUCGCUCGUCUACAGCUCGUCUUUCCGCUCGGUGUGCAAGCCCGUACCGACCACCCUGUCUCUAUGUCACGGCAUCGGCUACCGUCACAUGCGGCUGCCCAAUCUGCUGGGGCACGACUCUCUGCGGGAGGCCCAGCAACAGUCUGCCGCCUGGCUGCCGCUCGUCUCCAAGCUGUGUCACCGGGACACUAAGAAGUUUUUGUGCUCUUUGUUCGCCCCAGUUUGCGUGCCGGACUACGGCGCGCCAGUUAACCCGUGCAGGAGUCUGUGCGAGGCCGUGCGCGACCACUGCGUUCCCGUCAUGAGCGCUUUCGGCUUCCCGUGGCCCGAGAUGUUCAACUGCAGCCGAUUCCCCCGUGGGACCCAACUCUGCAUCCCGCCGAGCGGGGAGCAAGGUGUGCGGACCACGGAAGAGUUCACCCACGAGGAUGCGCUCAAAGGGAGUGUGAUUUGUGAUGCCUGCAGCCUGGCAGCAGAGGGAGAGACUGACAUCCAGGACAACUUUUGUCAAAGUCCAUAUGCAUUUAAGAUGCGUCUGGGCAGUGUGUCGACGGUGGGUGGAGACCUUCAGCUGGUGCCUUUGGCCCGAAGCCGCAUCCUGAGGUGGGCAGGGGGAGGUGCAGAGAGGGCGGGGAUCGGAGGUGCGAUGGCCCACAAUGCUCUGUGGCUGCAGGAAGGAGGAACUUGUGCGUGUCCAGGCUUGGACUCGGCAGACAAUAGAGAGGAUGGUUUAGGGGGGAAGGUCAUGGACAAAAAGUUGAAAAGAGUCCAGGAAGGCUGGUACUUGGCACUGGCUCGAGCUGAGGAGGGAAGGCUUGUAUUGACACGACUGGUGCGCUGGACGAAAACUGACAAAGAACUGAAGAAGUUCAUUAGGGGGAUCCUGAAACAACCCUGUCCUGAGCUGUAGUUUUUAUUUUAUUAACUAGCAGUCUUUUCUCUCUGCCUUGUGCUGUUCACAAAAAAACAAAACUGUAAAUAACCAAAGGAAUAAUCCAUAUGCAGACUUUUUAUAUAAAGAAGUGUGAAAAGAAACAGACUCCAUUCUGACUACGACUUUAAUCAAUGGUCACGCAUUAACUUUUCAAAGGUGCUAAGUGGCUCAAGGUCCCGGAACACAUCUUUUUGUCGGAAUUGCAGUGGGAAGAAUAUUUUCACUAAUGUUUGGCCCUUUUGUUUACCUUACAGGUUAGUUAGUUUUGAAACAAUAGUGGAGCCAUUUUGACGUGGGGAUUUUGCAACUGACCUGGUGGUGUUUUUGUGUCCCGUUCUUUCAUUUCCCACUA
Molecule: messenger RNA, 1425 nt
Organism: Corythoichthys intestinalis (scribbled pipefish)
Lineage: Eukaryota; Metazoa; Chordata; Actinopteri; Syngnathiformes; Syngnathidae
Gene: sfrp2l
Product: secreted frizzled-related protein 2 like
Exons: 3
Coding region: 60-1049 (329 amino acids)
Biological process (GO): non-canonical Wnt signaling pathway; canonical Wnt signaling pathway
Molecular function (GO): Wnt-protein binding
Source: RefSeq, a predicted model, not a curated record